Messenger RNA from Sphenostylis stenocarpa, 1575 nucleotides. Lineage: Eukaryota; Viridiplantae; Streptophyta; Magnoliopsida; Fabales; Fabaceae. The record is from the annotation of a GenBank genome assembly.
AUGGCCACUCGCUUCACAUUCAUCUUUGCGGCUUCACUUUUCAUCUUGCUUCUUGGUUCGUACCUACCAUCUCUUCUUCCUUCCCUUUUGCAACUUUGCUCUAACAAUGUCGAUACAGCCAGUAGAGAUUGUUGCUCUGGGAGUUUUAUUGGAGUCUGCUAUGGAAGAAGUGCCGAUGACCUUCCUACACCUGACAAGGUGGCACAGCUGGUUCAACUUCAUAAAAUCAAAUAUGUCAGGAUUUAUGAUUCUAACAUACAGGUUCUGAAGGCAUUUGCAAACACUGGGAUCGAGCUUAUGAUUGGGGUUCCGAAUUCAGAUUUGUUGUCAUUGUCUCAGUUCCAAUCUAAUGCAGACAGAUGGCUGAAAAACAGUGUCCUUCCUUACUAUCCGGCCACGAAGAUCACGUACAUAACUGUUGGUGCCGAAGUCACUGAGAGCCCUAAUAAUACCUCUUCACUUGUUGUGCCUGCCAUGACUAAUGUGCUUACAGCACUCAAGAAACUUGGGCUGCACAAAAAGAUAAAAGUUUCCAGUACCCAUUCCCUUGGGGUUUUGUCCCGCUCAUUCCCGCCUUCUGCUGGGGCAUUCAAUAGCAGCCAUGCACAUUUCCUAAAGCCAAUGCUAGAAUUUCUCGCUGAGAAUCAGUCACCUUUUAUGAUUGAUAUAUAUCCUUAUUAUGCUUACCGUGAUUCCCCUAGUAAAGUGUCCUUAGACUAUGCCCUAUUUGAGGCUUCCUCUGAAGUGAUUGAUCCAAACACUGGUCUGCUGUAUACAAACAUGUUUGAUGCCCAGAUUGAUGCUAUUUACUUUGCACUGAUGGCCUUAAACUUCAGAACAAUUAAGGUCAUGGUGACUGAGACUGGUUGGCCUUCCAAAGGGUCACCUAAGGAGACAGCUGCAACUCCGGAUAAUGCACAAACAUAUAAUACUAAUCUGAUAAGGCAUGUUAUCAACAACACUGGUACUCCUGCAAAGCCUGGAGAGGAGCUAGAUGUUUAUAUUUUCUCAUUGUUCAAUGAAAAUAGGAAACCUGGUUUAGAAUCUGAGAGAAACUGGGGAUUAUUUUAUCCCGACCAGACAAGUGUGUAUAGCCUAGAUUUCACUGGACGGGGUGCAGUUGAUAUGACCACCGAGGCAAAUAUAACCAGGUCCAAUGGAACCACAUGGUGCAUUGCUUCAAGUAAGGCCUCACAAAUUGACUUGCAGAAUGCAAUAGAUUGGGCAUGUGGUCCUGGCAAUGUGGACUGUACAGCGAUACAGCCUAGCCAGCCUUGUUUUGAGCCAGAUAACCUAGCUUCACAUGCAUCUUAUGCGUUUAAUAGCUAUUAUCAGCAAAAUGGAGCGUCUGAUGUUGCGUGCAGUUUUGGAGGCACAGGUGUAAAAGUUGACAAGGAUCCAAGCUAUGACAACUGCAUCUACAUGAGAGCUGGAAGUAAUAAAACUGUGACAAGCAAUACAACAGCAAUGUCUUCUUCAACUUCAUCCUCUUCACGGAAUGGAAAUUCUACAUCAAUUUUUACUUUUCUGAUUGUAACUUAUCUCUCUGCCCUGAUGCAUAUUCAAUGGAGCUGA